Messenger RNA from Thyridium curvatum, 1275 nucleotides. RefSeq lists its product as uncharacterized. NCBI's taxonomy places the organism in Eukaryota, Fungi, Ascomycota, Sordariomycetes, Thyridiales, Thyridiaceae. The transcript is spliced from 5 exons. Gene Ontology annotation, cellular component: cytoplasm; nucleus. The record is from RefSeq and is a predicted model, not a curated record. Bases 1 to 1275 code for a protein of 424 amino acids. Gene Ontology annotation, molecular function: MAP kinase activity; ATP binding. Gene Ontology annotation, biological process: protein phosphorylation; intracellular signal transduction.
AUGGCGGAUCUGCAAGGACGCAAGGUCUUCAAGGUCUUCAACCAGGACUUUAUCGUCGACGACCGCUACACCGUGACCAAGGAGCUCGGCCAGGGCGCCUACGGUAUCGUCUGUGCCGCCGUCAACAACAAGACGAACGAGGGCGUCGCCGUCAAAAAGGUCACCAAUGUCUUCAGCAAGAAGAUCCUCGCCAAGCGCGCCCUGCGCGAGAUCAAGCUGCUGCAGCACUUUCGCGGCCACCGAAAUAUCACCUGUCUGUACGACAUGGACAUCCCCAGACCAGAGAACUUCAACGAGACGUACCUCUACGAAGAGCUCAUGGAAUGCGACCUGGCGGCCAUCAUCCGCUCCGGCCAGCCCCUGACCGACGCCCACUUCCAGUCCUUCAUCUACCAGAUCCUCUGCGGCCUCAAGUACAUCCACUCGGCCAACGUCCUGCACCGCGACCUCAAGCCCGGCAACCUGCUCGUCAACGCCGACUGCGAGCUCAAGAUCUGCGACUUUGGCCUCGCCCGCGGCUUCUCCAUCGACCCGGAGGAGAACGCCGGCUACAUGACCGAGUACGUCGCCACGAGGUGGUACCGCGCCCCCGAGAUCAUGCUGAGCUUCCAGAGCUACACCAAAGCUAGCUGCAUCCUCGCCGAGCUCCUCGGCGGCAGGCCCUUCUUCAAGGGCCGCGACUACGUCGACCAGCUCAACCAGAUCCUGCACAUCCUCGGCACGCCCAACGAGGAGACGCUGUCGCGCAUCGGCUCGCCCCGCGCGCAGGAGUACGUCCGCAACCUGCCCUUCAUGGCCAAGAAGCCCUUCCCGCAGCUCUUCCCCAACGCCAACCCGGACGCCCUCGACCUGCUCGACCGCAUGCUCGCCUUUGACCCCUCGAGCCGCAUCUCGGUCGAGCAGGCCCUCGAGCACCCCUACCUGCAGAUCUGGCACGACGCCUCGGACGAGCCCGACUGCCCGACCACCUUCAACUUUGACUUUGAGGUCAUCGACGACGUCGGCGAGAUGCGCAACAUGAUCCUCGACGAGGUCUACCGCUUCCGGCAGCUCGUGCGCACGGCGCCCGGCAGCGGCGGCGGCGGUGCGGCGGGCGCGGCGGCGGCGGGCCAGCACGGGUCCGGCGGCGCGCAGGUGCCGCUGCCGACGGCGGCGGCCAACGGCGGCGCGGCGGGCCAGCAGUGGAAGGCCGAGGACCCCAGGCCGCAGGAGUAUGUGGGCCAGCAGGGCGGGCUGGAGCAGGAGCUCGCGGGCGGGCUGGACGCGAGGAGGUAA